GUAAAGAUUAAUGUUUGUCAACAAAUCAAUUCGUAAAAAUGAGUUUCUCUGCACACAUUGGGUCCCGAACGUCGGCAAAGGAGAAAUACAAUAUUUAUAACAGUUUAGCCGUCUUAAUAAAAGCAAUUGAAGGCCAAAAAACAACAGUUGAUUUGAGAAAUGAAUCUACUGUCACCGGAAUCUUAGAACAAGCUGACGGGUUCAUGAACAUUGUGAUGAAGGAAUGUCUAUUUACUGAUCCCAGGGGUGAUUCAUUCACAUAUGAAAUGUUUUUUGUCCACGCUCGAAAUAUUCGCUUCGUUCACAUUCCCCCACACAUACCGAUAAUCCCAGCGAUUCAGGAUGAGUUGAGGAAAGUAUCAGGACAUCCCACUCGAGAAAAAAAUCCAAAACGCACACUUCGGGAUAAGAAUGUGCAGAAUGCUCAGCGUGAAGGGCUAGCUGGUGUUGCGGCAGUUUUAGAGGAAAGGAAAAGUAAAAUUCUCGAAGAAACUACGAGUGAGUCUAAGUAAGAUUUAAGAAUUCGUUAUAGUUCUGCGCAGAACGAAUUUUGCAGGGAGGAAGCAGGUUUAAUGUAGAAUCUAGUAUUUAAGAAACUAGAUUAAUGAUACUUAAAUAAUUUAAAGUAAGAGAGACUCAAGACUUCUGAAAUAUGUAUAUUUUCUCAUGAAAAUGUUAGUUUUUCAGUAUAAAAAUAAAUUAAGUCUUAUUCUUAAAA
This is a messenger RNA of Belonocnema kinseyi, 718 nucleotides long. It is a transcript of the gene Lsm10, whose product is annotated as U7 snRNA-associated Sm-like protein LSm10. The transcript has 3 exons. The record is from RefSeq and is a predicted model, not a curated record. Gene Ontology annotation, biological process: mRNA 3'-end processing by stem-loop binding and cleavage. The coding region runs from base 39 to 512 and encodes 157 amino acids. Gene Ontology annotation, molecular function: U7 snRNA binding; histone pre-mRNA DCP binding. Gene Ontology annotation, cellular component: cytoplasmic U snRNP body; nuclear body. NCBI's taxonomy places the organism in Eukaryota, Metazoa, Arthropoda, Insecta, Hymenoptera, Cynipidae.